Molecule: messenger RNA, 1539 nt
Organism: Pseudo-nitzschia multistriata
Lineage: Eukaryota; Bacillariophyta; Bacillariophyceae; Bacillariales; Bacillariaceae
Source: the annotation of a GenBank genome assembly
GUAAGUACGGUACGAGUAACGAACCGACCAAUCAAUCAAAAUACUUGAAACCAAAAAAUUGAGAAGUUUCUUUUUCUUUCGGUGAUUGAUUUAGAUUGUGGAAUUGAAUACAGUACGGUAGAAGACGAAACCGAAGAAGCACGACGAUAAUAGAAUCAUUCGAACCUAUGAAUAUCCCCAAGCGUUAACCUUGAACAAUAUUACAAACGAUCAUGGCGAGCUGCGAUACCAAUCAACACGGUAGUACAUGUCAAGCUACUAGUGCCGCUGCGGGAGCACUGCCUGCGCCAUCGCCRGCGUCUUCCUCAGCGACGACAGAACCAACGGCAAGCAACACCACAACCGCACGUACCAGUCAUGCGGCGAGUCCUCCGGCAAAGCCACCGACUAGCAGCCCCAUCCAGCAAGCGGUUGAUCCUCCCCACGGGGAAGCGCAUGCAAACGCCACUGCCACUGCCAUCGCCAGCAACAGCAACGGCAACGGCAACAACAACAACAACAACAAACGCCGGCGGCGAGGGAGAAAGCAGGAGGCCGCGGCAGCCCCGCCACCGGUGCCCCCACCGGUGUGCAGCGUCUGCAGGAUUGCCGGAGAACCCCCAAAGUACAAGUGUCCGAAAUGCCGCGCAACCUAUUGCAGCGUGGCGUGCUGCCGGCAGCACAAGACCGUGUGCCCCGGGAAACCGGGGGAGGGAGACGGCCGGGCCGGACGAGGAGGCGGGCAAGCAGCGGUGGGUGCGGCCGCGUCCAGCAGCGGCAACAGCAGCAGCAACCACAGCAGCAGCAACCACAGCAGCAGCAACAACAAGAACGCGCCUCUGGGUCCGUCGGCCCAAAACGACCCCGGGAAGGACGAUUCCAGCGACGACGGCGGGGACGACGAUUCCUCCCUGGAGGACGGGUGGAAGAUCACCGACGACAUGACGGUGGCGCUGCGAAACUCGGUGUGGUUGCGGACCGAGCUGCGGGACGGCGGGCUCCGGGACAUGAUUUCGUCCGUGGUGAAGUCCCAAAAGACCUACAGGUCCCACCGCAGGAAGCAAAAGAAACACAGGGGRCGAUACCACAAGCGCGGCCGGUUCCAGCAGAACCAGAAACAGCCCCCCGGGCACCCCCACGAGGUCCUGGCCGCGAAACGAAACGAGAACCGGAACUUUGACGUCUUUSUCGACAAGUUGCUGGUGCUGGCGGACGUGCUGGAGCGGCAGGAGCCGCCGCUUUCGUCGUCUCCGGGUGCCGAGCCCGGGCCGCCGGYCAAUGGUUCCCGAAACGAGAAAGAACUGGAGCAGUGGCUGGGGAGGAGGUGGGACCCCGGGAUGCCACAACCGUCUCUGGUGCUGAGGCCGAAGCGAAAGGCCGUUCCGAAAUUCCAGCCCGUCGACGUUUCGUCCUCCUCGGAGGACGAGGACGAGGACGAGGACGAGGACGACCGGGACGAUGGCGGGGAAGACGUCACAUCCGUGACAGACCAGCACGGUGCGCAAGAACCCACACCACCACCAACGCGGGGGAACUAGCUACAAUGAUACAAGCAACAUG